CUCUGGCUCCCCCCACACUCCCCUUGCCUGGCUCAGCAAGAGCCCCUCUGGGGACACUCAGCCUUUCUUGUGACUAGAGUAAAUAUUACCUGACACUGUUAAUAUUUAAUGCCCCCCACCUCUGCCCUGGUUGCCCCACGGCAGACACUGUCCCCGUAGUAGCGGCCACAGGAAGAUCGAGGAGAAGCCCUGGUAGCUGGUGAAAUGACAGAGCUGUCAGCUAACAAUGGUGGUGGUGCCAAGGGGGCAGAGAACCCCUUCGAGUAUGACUACGAAACCGUCCGCAAAGGAGGCCUGAUCUUCGCGGGCCUGGCCUUCGUCGUGGGCCUCCUCAUCAUCCUCAGCAAAAGGUUCCGCUGUGGGGGCAGCAAGAAGCAUAGGCAGGUCAAUGAAGAUGAACUGUGACAGACGAGCCGGCAGCGCCCACCGGCGCGUGCGCACCCGUGACGCCAUCUUCCCCGGCUGCGCACCACGGAUCCCACCAGUGUCCCACGGGCUGAAGGAAGUGCCAGGCGUCCUGGGAACCCCCUCAUGGUCAUCGCCUCGCGUCUCUAGAUCCUUAACUUCCUCUUCCCCCUCCCCAACUUCUCUAACACCCCACUUCUGGUUCCAAGUUGGGGGUACACGUGUAGCCCCAUCUUCUCGGUUCUCAAUGAAUCGCUCUAUAAGCGUCUGCCAAUGAAA
Apodemus sylvaticus (European woodmouse) is the source of this 684-nucleotide messenger RNA. RefSeq names its product FXYD domain containing ion transport regulator 2 (gene Fxyd2). The record is from RefSeq and is a predicted model, not a curated record. Gene Ontology annotation, cellular component: membrane. Lineage: Eukaryota; Metazoa; Chordata; Mammalia; Rodentia; Muridae. Gene Ontology annotation, molecular function: sodium channel regulator activity. Gene Ontology annotation, biological process: monoatomic ion transport; regulation of sodium ion transmembrane transporter activity. Bases 205 to 405 code for a protein of 66 amino acids. The transcript has 6 exons.